GUGCACAGAUAAGAACUUAUUAAUUUCCUUAUCAGAAGUGCUUUAGGAAAAAACUUGCUGCCUUUUAUAGCAUUCAGAAUUGAAAGUCAUUGAAGCUAGACGUAAAAUCCAAAAAUGGAAAACUUUGAAAUUGUUCAGUCAGAAUUCGGUCCAAUUAAGGGCAUCCAUAAGAAAUUAGCAUUGGAUACUGAAUGCAUCGUGUUCCAAAGUAUUCCUUAUAUGAAGGCACCGGUUGGAAAUUUGAGAUUUCGUGAAGCAAGACCGACUGACAAAUGGGAAGAGCCAUUAGAUGCAACAGGUGAGAUUUUGGCAUUUCCUUCAUUUUAUGAAGGAAUUGGAGCAAUUGGACAAGAAGAUGCUGGAAUUUUGAAUGUGUUCACGAAAAACCUUAAGCCUGUGAAGCCGACGCCAGUCAUGGUUUGGAUUCACGGAGGUGGAUUCUUCCUUGGAAGCUCAAAAACUGAUACUUAUGGACCAGAUUACUUCAUGCAAGAAGAUGUCGUCUUUGUUUCAAUCAACUAUCGUUUAGGAGUUCUAGGGUUUUUGAGUCUCGAUGACGAAUCUUUGAAUGUUCCUGGAAAUAACGGAUUAAAAGAUCAAAUCUUUGCUUUGAAGUGGAUCAAGAAAAAUAUUGCAAAUUUCGGUGGAGAUCCCAAUAACAUCACAAUAUUUGGUGAGAGUGCUGGCGGUGCCAGUGUCCAUUUUCUCUGCAUAAGUGAGCAAUCGAAAGGUCUAUUCCAACGUGCAAUUGCUAUGUCAGGAACAGCUUUAUGCAAAACAUGGGCAUUGAUUCCUCAAUCAACCUGCAGAAAACAUGCUGAAAUAUUAGCUGAGAAACUCGGAUGGACUGGAAUGAAAGGUGAUCAGAAAAGUUUAUUAAAGUUCCUCGAAAAUGCUUCUGCUGCAGAUCUAGCUAAAGUUACUAAUGAUAUAUUGUCUGCUGAAGACAAGUUGAAAUUCGGAUUUUAUUCACCUUUUGUACCUGUUGUUGAGCCUUAUAUUUCUAAGAAUUGUCUCAUUUCUGAAAAUCCAUUGAACAUGAUGGAAACCUGUUGGACUAAUAAUAUUGACAUUUUAUUCACCGGUAAUUCUCUUGAAGGAGUUUUGAGAAAUGAAGGAAAAUUAGAGCUCGGAAUAGAAAUUUUUACCAAUCCAGCAUACGUCUUACCGCUCUUAGAGCUGAGGUUAGAUCAAUCUGAUGAUCAUGCUAAAGAAUUAGGUUUAAAGAUCAAAAAUCUUUACUUCAAUGAUCAAAUGGAUCCAAAAGAGUCGUUUAUAAGACAUGGAAGUGAGCUGAUGUUCUGGAAUCCAAUUUAUAGAACCAUAAAGUCAAGAAUUGAAUAUGCGAAAGGAAAAUCUUAUCUUAUUAGAUUUGAUGCUGAAGGUGGACGGAAUUUCGUUAAACAAUUUUUCAAAUGCUCACAAUAUAAAGGAGCUGGACAUGGAGAUGAAUUGGGUUUUAUAUUCACCUCAGUAAUGUUUCCAACUCUCGAACUCGAUUCUGUGGAUUAUAAAAUCAUGAGAAAUUAUGUAAGCAUUUUGACGAGUUUCGCUAUUACUGGAUCACCGAAUUCUGAUGAAAUUAAACCUUUAUCUUUUGUGGAACUUAAUGAUUCUGACAAUAUUAAAUGUUUGCAAAUCACAGAGAGUUCGUUGAGAGUAAUCGAUCUACCAGAAGCUGAAAAAUUGAAAAUCUGGGGUACAAUCUAUGAAAAUAAGUAAAACUUUUAAAUAACUGUAUGCUUUAUGCUCCAUAUAAAUGUUGUUGAUCAAUAAAAUUGUCAUUCAAAACGCUUAUAAGCGUUUAUUUUAUCUACUAAUAAUAUACGUGUUGUACACGAAUGUACAAAUUGGUACAAAUACAAUCAAAGACUUACAAUGUCUACACUGGUCUACACAAUACAGCUGGU
Chironomus riparius is the source of this 1910-nucleotide messenger RNA. Lineage: Eukaryota; Metazoa; Arthropoda; Insecta; Diptera; Chironomidae. The record is from the annotation of a GenBank genome assembly.